This is a messenger RNA of Enterobius vermicularis (human pinworm), 1257 nucleotides long. NCBI's taxonomy places the organism in Eukaryota, Metazoa, Nematoda, Chromadorea, Rhabditida, Oxyuridae. The record is from the annotation of a GenBank genome assembly.
AUGGCUCUAUCUUUGUUUUGUAUCAAUAAAUGCCAGUUUGAUAACUGUGGCUUAUAUUUUGCCUCGUUAUCCGAUCUCAUUCAGCACAUUGAAGAAACACAUUUACCUGAGAUUGAAAAUAUGCGGAAAAAAGCUGAGGAAGAAAAAUCUUUGUCUGCACAGCCUUCUCCCGUUGAUGGAGCCAUUAAAAGUAACACAUCUGCUGUUGGCCCUGCCUUACCACUUAGUACUAUAUACAGACUUUUUCCGGUGCUGCCACCACAUAAGGCUCAGCCGAUAAAAUACGAACCUACAAAAAUUUCUUUUUAUCAUUACAGGAAGAAACAAGUUGCUCUAGCAACGUUCGGGUCUGUGCAUUAUUCCCAACCGAAUUUUAUUGACAAGUAUAGAACAUCAAGUCGAUCAGAACAUGACGAAGAAGUCUCAAACGACUCUUUUAGGACGAAUGAGGAAGACGGUGAUACUCGUGAGCCAAAUGAUGAGAGAAGACACAAAUGCCCUGUCGAAGGUUGUAACAAGAGGUACAAAAAUUUGCAAGGGGCUAGGUAUCAUGCACGAACCAUUCACGGGUUAAAUGAGGAUAGUCCUUUGCCAGUUACAGCUGAAUCCAUAAUGUUAGGAAAUGAUGGGCAGUCUCCGCUUUCGCAAGGGCAGACAGUCAGUAAAGCUGCAACUGUUCGACCAUACAAGUGUUCCCAGUGUUCAAAGAGGUAUAAGACGGUAUCAAAUUUAAAUAAACAUGUACAGGACACUCAUCAAAGAGUUAUUCAAAAUUACAACAAUCAUGGCAUCGUUAAUAACUUGUCUCUGUCAUCUCCGGUUAGUGUUUCGCAUCCGGUAUAUGCACAGAAGUACCAAAAUGGUCCUUCUCAGGAACCUGUUAUGGUGGGGACGCAAACACAAGUACCAGUUACUGUGAAUCCAAACCACAACACUCCUAGUUCAUCACCCGGAAUUCAUUUGGCUCCGCAGCAGCCUCAAGCUGUCUCUCCAUCUAACUCUGGCAGCUACCAAUAUCAGCAAUGUCCGCAAACGAGAUCAUACUCUCCGAGUCCUGUUUCCACUGCAGUUCCUGUUCGGACUGUAACGAGUACGAUCGGGCGUUCGAAUUCAAAUCCGGGUACCGUGAUUAAUUACAGUAGCAUGGUAGAUGGCUCACAACAGACGGAUUCCUCCAUGCAUAUUGUACAACAAAGGUUGCCUCCAGUUGCGUCGACAAAUAGUAUUAAUCGCCCUCAGUAUAGUAGUGAAUGUUGA